GUGCAAAUCAAAAUAGGAAAAACCAAAAGGAACAAAAAAUGCCUCAUUGUGCUGGAAGGAAGAGCUUUGCUCGUAGGAGAGCAGAAAAGACUUUUGAAGGCGUGGAGCCUUCUCGGGCACAAGUUUUUAUUGACACUCAUAAGGAUAGAAAGACGAAGGACAAAAAGAAAAUUGAUGAAGAAUCAGCUCGAGCAGUUGACCUGAUGAAAGAAAAACUAGCUGAACUUCCUGGUGGAGUUGAACAGUCUAAAGGACGAAUUGCUUGGCAAGGUGAUGUUUUUGAUCAAGUUAUUAACAAGCCGGAAAGGUGUGGAAAAGUGCGUGGAGUGGGAUUUGGAGUUUUGCCUUCCAGUGUACGGGACAAAACAACAAUAAACCAAUCAAGUCAUACUUUAUCAAUUGAUGAUGUCUCCAACGAGCAAGUUGAGAAUCUAGUAGAGGAGAGGAUAAAGGUGAUACAAGAAAGCCAUAACCAAGCCAUGAAGAAUGUACUUGAGAGACAAGCUGGUCUGGAGAAGAAACUCUCAAAGCUAAUUGAAUUUCUGAUAGAAAAGGCAUCAAACGCAGAGGAGACUGACAUGAGUGAACAAGAUGAUGGCACUUUGACAUGGGGGUAAUGAAAUGCAAAGCUUAGGUAGCAACGCAUAAGGACGAUAACUCUUUAUUUGGCAAACGGUGAAGUUGGAUGUAUUUGGGGAAGCACAUGACUUUAUCGAGUUAUACUAUAUUAGAAGUUGCAUUGUAGUAGUUAAUUGGUUAUUUAUCUUGUCAACUGC
Spinacia oleracea (spinach) is the source of this 776-nucleotide messenger RNA. RefSeq lists its product as uncharacterized. The record is from RefSeq and is a predicted model, not a curated record. Bases 39 to 617 code for a protein of 192 amino acids. The transcript has 5 exons. NCBI's taxonomy places the organism in Eukaryota, Viridiplantae, Streptophyta, Magnoliopsida, Caryophyllales, Amaranthaceae.